UAUCUUCGAUCCAAACGAAGUUAUUUACGAAGAUACUUAUAUGUAUGGCGCAAGUACCAGUGCAAGGGGCUGUAUGAUUGUGAAGGAUGCAGAAUAUCAGGGAGCUACAAUACCAAUAGCUUCUAAUUUGACCGAUGACACGGAUAGAACAUGUGUUCCUAACGAAUCCGCAACGAAGACUUCAGAACCAUCAGAAUAUGUUGCGAGUCCUCUUGAAAAUAUUGAAAGUAUUAUGGAUGAUAUAAAAGUUCCCGCCGCAUUAAAGCCGUUAUACGAUAUAGAAGAAGUUGCCGAUAGAGAAGAACUUCCCGUUGGAGAAGAAGUUCUCAUUAGAAAAGAACUUGCAAAACAGGAGAACUUCUAGAUUUAUUUGAUCAACAAUUAUCUGACAUUCAUAAUUACUCUCUUGAUCCUG
Molecule: messenger RNA, 415 nt
Organism: Acromyrmex echinatior (Panamanian leafcutter ant)
Lineage: Eukaryota; Metazoa; Arthropoda; Insecta; Hymenoptera; Formicidae
Source: RefSeq, a predicted model, not a curated record